Molecule: messenger RNA, 2469 nt
Organism: Aspergillus oryzae RIB40
Lineage: Eukaryota; Fungi; Ascomycota; Eurotiomycetes; Eurotiales; Aspergillaceae
Product: Hid1 family protein
Exons: 7
Coding region: 1-2469 (822 amino acids)
Cellular component (GO): Golgi medial cisterna; Golgi trans cisterna; membrane
Source: RefSeq, a predicted model, not a curated record
AUGGGAGCUUCGGAGUCAAAGCUAGUCUUCAAGCAGGGAAUUUUCCGUCUUUCAGAGGAGAAGGACAUUCCUGCCGACGAUCCGUACUGGGCCAGAUUCUGGGAGCUCCCAGAGUCCACCGAAGAUGUCUUCAGUUUAUUCACCCCCGCCGACAUACGACGGACUCGCGAUAACGCACUAUCCAACUUUGAAACGCUAUUGCUCUCUGUAACAUCUCGUCUCAGUAUAUUAAAGAAUCAUCCCUCGUUUCCAGACCCUGAGCUUGCUCCCGACCGUGACGCCCUUAACUGUAUUCGCAUCUUGACCCGUAUCCUCCCUUUCGUUUACGAAGCUGAGCACCUGGAGGACUGGGAGGACAAAUUCUUUUGGGGUCGCCGGAAGAAGAAGACAAGAGAAGCACAAGUGGCAGCCGAGAUACUCUUUGAUGAGGCGCAAGCUGAGGAACCACGAACGUCGCCAGGGCCCAAUGAUUAUGAAGAGGUGAAGCCUUUGGCUGAGGAAUUAAUUGAUACACUUGUGGAUCUUCUCUUCUACACAGACUUCACCAUUCCAAAGCUUCCGACGACCAAAAGCAAAGUGUCCUAUUCAAUAUGGCAGAGCGGUACCAUCAAAUAUAACCCUGCUUCCUGGAGGGUGCCCUAUGACCAUGUUGUCUGGAAAGAUCCUAAGCAAAUAUUAGUUAUAUAUUGCUUGCAGUUUCUUUUGGUGCUCCUCUUAUAUCCAAUCCCAGAAGAUGGGCGCGGAGCUGCACCAAAGAAUUACUACCGCCAUUACUUCGGAAGGCUACAUAGGCCGCAGGACUUUCAAUUCCUCGUUGAUGGCAUGACCAGAAUCUUAAAUCAGCCAAUGCAGGCAACAAAUUCCUACCUUCCCGGUAGUCAAAAGACUGUCAAGUGGGCACCCGAGAUGAUGAUGCUCUUCUGGGAAGCUUUACAAUGCAAUAAGCGAUUUAGAUCAUUCAUCAUUGACUCUAACCGCUCGCAUGACUUCGUCAUUCUUUGUAUCUUCUAUGCUAUUGUAUACAAGUCUGACCCUUCACAGCAAGGCGUGGUCAGGAUGUGUAUCUUUAUUACACAGACAAUGAGCGUCGAACCCAAUUUUGGAAAGAGUCUGAACAAGAAAUUCGAAGCUCAAGAGACGCUUCCACAAAGCAUUCGUAUUCCUGGUUUCAGGGGAUCUUAUGCCGACUACUUGAUCAUGUCCGUUCAUACCCUGAUCACCGGAAGCAAAGGCAAAUUAACGGCUGUCUACCCUGCGCUGCUAGCAAUCAUCAACAACAUAGCUGCAUACGUCGAAAACCUGUCCCCAGCUGCAUGCUCCAAACUUCUGCAGCUCUUCUCGUCAAUGUCUGCCCCCAGCUUCCUACUAGCUAACGAGACGAAUCAUGCCCUUCUUUCCUCAGUACUUGAGUCCAUCAACGCGCUUCUCGAGCAUCAAUUCACCAGAAAUUCAUUCCUGGUUUACGCCAUUCUUAAACAUAGGAGACGUUUUGAGGCAGUUCAAGAAUUUACGCUCGAGAGCGGACAGCAGGAGAUAGAACGCCAAAGUGAGAGACGGAAGUCGGAAGGCGGGUCUUACGAUUUUGUUUCCAGCCCGGUUCUGUCGGCGACGGAAGAUGAUCCUCACACAGCUUCUGGAGCGCGGUCGCCGUUGGGUCGCAUUCCCGAAGAACACAGUCCGUUUGCAAUUGGUGGGGAUGAUUCAGACGACGAGCGAGAAGAGCAAAAGACGCCGGCCCAAUCGUCUCCGUCUGUUCAGAGUUCUCGUAGACCUUCAAUUUCAUCUGCUGUCGAUGAAAGCGUGCCCCUACAGCUACGGGGAAUGUCCGAAAAAGCACGGGGCAAAAUGCCUGCUGGACAGCCAUCCUUUUCUAGGCAAAAUAGUAUGACUAGUCAGAGUAGUAUGUCGGCGGCCUUUCCAACGGCUCCCAAUGGUUUCACACCAACUGUAGCUUGGCUUGAGUCCUGGCUCCCAGACUUACCACUCCAUACUAUUCUUACUAUCAUUUCAGCCAUUAUGCCCCACAUCCCUGAGUCCGCUUUACAAAGUACUUCUAGCCCGGAAGCUCGGACUCUAAUCAACAAUCUCCCCUCAUUCGCGGAAGAACCAAUGAUCCAAAGUAUCAUCUCAGAGCCCCCUCCGACCCGUGUACAUUCCUUUGAAUGGUCAGCUCUUUCUAUGGGCUGGUAUGAAUCCUUACUGUGGGGAUUCAUCUUCUCGAGUGAGAUGGUCGUUGGCUCCGCUUCGGGCGCCACGCCGGGUACUGUUGGGGUGUGGAAUGGAACCGGCGUCAAACUGUUCAAGGUCCAAGAGGCUGCAGCACAGGGGCCCACGCUGCUUGCUCCAAAGGGCGCUGUAGACGCUGUUGGCAGUAAUUUGGUUCAACGAAUCGGAAACCUGAGCCUCCGGAGGGCCAGCACGCAGGAUUCUCAGAACAGUUCCAGGGCUCCAUCUGUUCGGGAGGUCUGA